Messenger RNA from Pararge aegeria (speckled wood butterfly), 857 nucleotides. RefSeq names its product trypsin 5G1-like. NCBI's taxonomy places the organism in Eukaryota, Metazoa, Arthropoda, Insecta, Lepidoptera, Nymphalidae. The transcript is spliced from 5 exons. Gene Ontology annotation, molecular function: serine-type endopeptidase activity. The record is from RefSeq and is a predicted model, not a curated record. Bases 20 to 748 code for a protein of 242 amino acids. Gene Ontology annotation, biological process: proteolysis.
UACGGACAUAUCCGCGAAAAUGUUGCUCUUUACUUUAGUACAAAUUCUAUCUUGGUUGACCUUAGCUGCUUGUGAGGGUGUUCAAAUAAUCGGCGGGGAGCCGAUCGGCAUCCAAAAGGCUCCGUACAUGGCACUCUUCAGGCCGGUCGGGGUUCGGUACUACUGCGGCGCGUCCAUCGUCAGCGACCAGUUCCUCGUGACAGCGGCCCACUGCGUCUCGGAUGACGAGAAAAUGGAGGUAACAGUGGGCACCAACAACGCUUCGAGCGGUGGACAGACGUACCAGGUCGCGAAGAUGGUCACGCACCCCCAGUUCGGAGAUUCUCAGUUCAACAAUGAUGUGGCCGUCGUCAAACUGGUGGAGAAGAUUAAGUUCAGUGACCGCGUGCGGCCCAUCAAGUUAGCGGAAGCUGGAUUAGUUAUUGAGGAUUCUGCGGAGUUCCGUAUUAUUGGCUUUGGAAGAACGGAAACGGGCCUACCAUCUGAGCAACUCCUAUCUGUGCAAGUACCUCACGUACCGCCAGUGAACUGCUCAGAAUCACACCACGGUCUUAUCACUGAUCAAAUGAUAUGUGCCGGCUUGCCCACAAAGGGAGGUUGUAUGGGCGACAGCGGCGGACCCCUGGUUUAUGGAGACAAGCUCAUCGGCGUGGUGUCCUUCGGCUCAAUGUUCUGCAACGUACCCUCAGUGUUCGCCCGCAUCUCGGCCCUACGCGACUUUAUAGACCGCGUCAUGGGGGAAAACUAGCAAACGCCAGAACGCUGUUUGUGUGUGUUCUACUCCCAUUAUGUACUGUAUAAUGGACCAAAACGUGAUGUCAAAUUUACGACGCAAUAAAUCUAUUGUAGUAUUGUGA